Molecule: messenger RNA, 5646 nt
Organism: Rosa chinensis
Lineage: Eukaryota; Viridiplantae; Streptophyta; Magnoliopsida; Rosales; Rosaceae
Exons: 35
Coding region: 99-5615 (1838 amino acids)
Biological process (GO): tRNA methylation
Molecular function (GO): RNA binding; tRNA (guanine) methyltransferase activity
Source: RefSeq, a predicted model, not a curated record
UCAGGGUUUAAGUGUUCGACCAUUAUAGACGUUAGGGUUUGUAACACUCAUUUGAAUUGAACCCCUUCCCCAACUGAACCUCUCUCUGUCUCUUCAAUAUGUCUACACAAGAAACCCACUCUAUGGCUACUCUUAUCACUUCACUCUCCACCAGCUUCAGCCAAGUCCCUCCGGCGGCUGUUCCUGCCGUCUUGGAUUGCAUUUUGGCCUCUACCGGCGUAUCUCGGUCUUCGCUAUUCGCUUCGCUUCUCGACACUUUCACCAAGCUCUCUGAGGGUGUCAUGAAAAACGACCAGAAGUUGGACUCCCAUGACUGUAACUAUCUGGCAUCAUUGGUUGGGGCACUCUGUCACCUUCUAAAGAAAUUUGACACUAAUCUUGGUGCUUUGGAAUCAUUUAUAUGGAAAUGUUUUCUUCCAUUGAUAAAGAUGGCACACAUGUUCAGCCGCAAUAUGCUUAACCAGAUUACAGAAUCAUUUAUUAAUGCUGUGACUGAGACAAACACCUGGGUAGUUGUGGAGGCAACACUGGUGCCAAUUUUUCUAACAUUAGUUGCCAGUUCUAUUGGUAUGCCUGAAAAGGAAGUAUCAGAUACUUUUCAGUUAAUGUUGGGAUCUAAUGACUGGGUAAAUCAUAUAGAAAUGACUACAAAAAACAUCCUUUCGCCACCUGGAUCACCUUCGCUGCCAAUUUCAUGCCAUAUCCUAACCUUAAUGCUUGAUGCUGUCCUUCAAAGCCAGAAAAUAGCUGCCUCCUCUGAAUCAAUAAUUGCAAAUGGGUGUUUUGGUGAGAAUUUUGCUGGUAAAUUGACUUGGGGCCUUUGUAGCUUGACUGAGCAAUUGCUUUUACAAAAUUUGGAACACCGGUCCUGUGCUACUGCCUUUCUUCUCCCAAUCAUUUUCAAAGCAUUUUCUUCCUAUUGCUCUUUUCAAAUCUCAAUAGAUGGGCAGACCUUUACACUUUCAAGGAACAACUUCUUUAUGAAAAUUUGGAAGUGCUGUGGGACACUGUUUUCUCUUGGAACCGUGGAGAGACGAGAUGCUUUUGGCAUACUCUCCUUGUACCUGUCUUUUUUUCCUUUUACAGAAGAAAGUGGAGAUACCAACAUGAGUGAUAAAGUGGAAUGUUUUGAUAUAAGAGCUGAAACAAAAUUUUGGGACGAGAUUAAAAGAGGCCUGGUUGAUAAGGAGAGCUUAGUGAGGAAGCAAUCGUUACACAUCUUAAAGAUAGCACUACGCGUAAAUGGAGCAGCCCAACCCUCCGGUGUUUUAGAGGAUAUAUCGGCUGAAAAUAAUUCAAUGCCUCACAGCAUGACAAAGAGGGAGCUGUGGGCUGAUAAGGAAGCUAAAUCUCUGGGUGUGGGGAAAAUAUGUAGCCAAGUUGAGUCUUCUCCGGACAGCCAGAACAAGUGGGAGGCAUUUGUAUUGCUGUAUGAAAUGCUUGAAGAGUAUGGAACUCACCUCGUUGAAGCAGCUUGGAAUUACCAGGUAUCCUUGUUACUUCGAAACUCUAGCUCAGAUGCUAAUAAUAAAACCUCUAUCAGUGGAGCAGUUCAUCAAAACCAGAUCGAAAGUCCAGGAGAAAUCUUUAACUGGUUAGCAAUUUUGUGGGAACGGGGUUUUAAUCAUGACAAUCCUCAAGUUAGGUGCUUGAUCAUGCAGUCAUUUUUAGGGAUUGAUUGGAAGAAUUACGGUACACAUGCAAGAACGGUGCCUGGAUAUUUUGUUCUUGGUUCAUUUAUACAAGGGCUAAAUGACCCUGUGCAUCACAAAGAAUUUGGUGUAAAAGGAAUAUACUCUUCAAUGACAAUAGAAGGUGCAGCUAACUUUCUAAGCGAAUAUACAAGUUAUCUGAAUGUGAGGAAGUGCAUUAUGUUUUUGAGUGACUUAGCAUCUGCUGCUAAGCGGCAACCUCUUGGUAGAGUUGGAUUGAUGUGCCUUGCUGAAUGCAUUUCUUCUGCUGCUUGUCUAGUCAGAAAGAAUAAUAGUGAAAUUGGUGCACAGUUCUUUGAAGAUGGAGUUCAUGACGUGAUCAAAGUGGGAAAGUCUCCUCACAAUGACAAAAUUGUUUUGCUUGAUGCCUUGAGAUUUAUUAUUGAGAGCAGCAAACAACAUUUCAAUUCUAAUUAUCGUCUUCGAGUUUGUGAGAAAGUCCUUGACUCUGCUGCUUCAGUGGUGUGUACAUGUGAUCUACCUCUUGAUGUACUUUUGCACUUCAUUUCAACAUUUCCAUGGGAGUUCACUGAUCACGACGGUCCCUUAAGAGAGAAAAUACGACAAUGGCUUAUGGGGUGUGGUAAGCGUUGUAGUGUCAACUGCUGCAGUACUGAGAUGAAGCUCCUGAAGAGUCUUUAUGACUUUCCAAAUAGGUUUACGAGCCAUUGCAAUGAUGAUGCUUCAACCACUUUUGACGAUGAAGAUUUGGAUGCAUGGGAAUUUGAAGCGAAGCGGUGGGCAAGAGUGCUCUUUAUUGCAUGCAUGGAGGAAUAUCAAUUGUUACCCAUACUGAUGUUUAUUCAAAAUCACGGUAGUGAUGUCUGCAAACAAAACAAUAAGAUGGACCUAUUUCCUGUGAAGUUUUUCAUCCUCAUCUUGAGUCUAGUUCUGGAGCUUCAGAUGAUGCAAGAAAGAGUUGCCAAACAUGGUUCUAAGCUUAGAACCAAAUCAGAGUUUUUUGUGCCAGAAUCAAUGAAUGAAUUUAGUCAUGCAGAUGUUCCUAAUUUAUACCAAAAGUUCACUGACAUUUUUCUUCUCAUAUUGGAGGAGUUGGUCUCUUUUGCAAACUUGUCUUGUUCCAUAUUCUCAAAUAACAAUACCACUACGAUGAGAGAUGCAACCCUUCCUGGUUCUGUAACCGGAAAACUUGGAGGACCUAGUCAACGCCGGUUGUCAUCUUCUACCACUACUGCUGUAUUGCAAGCAAUUAUGUCCAUGAAAGCUGUUGCAACUAUCUCCUCAUUCUGUGCACGAGUUAAAACUGAUGUUUCACUUGAUCUUCCUAUUAAUUUUUUGUGGGAUUUCUUCUGGAAGACUAUUUCGUCUCCAGCUUGUGAUUCAGAGACUGGAGCAGAAAUACGUCUUGCAGCAUAUGAAGCAUUAGCUCCUACUCUCACAGCACUAGUGUCUGUGUGUUCUCCUCAAACUUUGGAUAUACUUAAGAAAAAUGACAGCUCAUUACUAUCAGAUGGCAAACCUCUGUUGGAUUCUUUGGUGCUUUCUUUUCUUCAGAACAUAAAUAAGCUCCUUACAGUUGGAGUAUUUGUACGAUCUCGACGUGCAAUUUUAAUGAAUUGGAAGUGGAUUUGCCUAGAAUCUCUACUGUCAAUUCCUUGCUAUGCUCUUAGGAAUGGGCUUCUUCUAGAGGCAAAUAAUUUUGUCUUCUCAGGUGCUGCUCUCCGAUGUAUUUUUUCUGAUAUUCUUGAGAGCCUUGAGAAUGCUGGGGAAGGUUCUGUUUUACCGAUGCUCAGAUCUGUCCGAUUAGUUUUGGACUUAUUUGCCCAAGGAAAGUCUGGUUCACUUGUCUGCUUAUGUGAUGGGGUGGAUUCCCAGAUGCUGUGGCAUUUGGUUCAUUCUUCUUGGAUAUUGCAUGUCAGUUGCAACAAGCGGAAGGUUGCACCUAUUGCUGCACUUUUGUCUUCCGUUCUCCAUUCAUCUCUAUUUAGUGAUGAGAGCAUGCACAUAAUUGAUGGUGCACCUGGGCCUCUGAAGUGGUUUGUUGAGAAAAUUCUAGAGGAAGGCACGAAAAGUCCCCGUACAAUUCGUCUUGCUGCAUUACACUUAACAGGGCUGUGGCUAUCAUAUCCUAGGAUUAUAAAGUACUAUGUGAAGGAGCUGAAGCUGCUAUCUCUACAUGGUUCCGUUGCAUUUGAUGAGGACUUCGAAGGUGAAUUAGCUGAUAAUCGUGAUACCAGGGCUGAAGUUUCUUUGUUGGCAAAAGGCCCUGAUCCUGAGCUGACCAAAGCAUUUAUUAAUACAGAGUUGUAUGCACGAGCCUCUGUUGCUGUUUUGUUUUACAAGCUAGCAGACAUGGCUGUCAUGGUGGGAUCGACUAAUGAAAAUGCAGAUUGCCAUGCAGCUUUGGAAUCUGGAAAAAUGUUUUUGCUUGAGCUUCUUGAUUCCGCGGUAAACGACAAGGAUCUUGCAAAAGAGUUGUAUAAGAAGUAUAGUGCAAUUCAUAGAAGAAAGGUACGGGCAUGGCAAAUGAUAUGUAUUUUGUCGCAUUUCGUCUGUCAAGAUAUAGUUUCUGAAGUCGCACGUUGCUUGCACACAUCCCUCUAUAGGAACAACUUACCUGCAGUUCGUCAAUAUUUGGAAACAUUUGCAAUUAAUAUAUACUUAAAGUUUCCAUCACUGGUUGGGGAGCAACUAGUUCCUAUAUUAAGAGAUUAUGACAUGAGGCCUCAGGCUCUCUCUUCUUACGUAUUUAUAGCAGCUAACGUCAUCCUCCAUGCAUCUCAAUCUGUUCAACACCGACAUCUGAAUGAAUUACUUCCUCCUAUAGUUCCACUAUUAACCUCACAUCACCACAGUCUACGUGGUUUCACCCAGUUGCUGGUUUACCAAGUUCUUUGCAAAUUGUUCCCUCCAUUGGAUUCUAAAGCCGCUGAAACUAUGACUUUAGAGAAGAGGUGUUUUGAGGAUCUCAAAUCCUACCUCGCAAAGAAUUCUGAUUGUACGCGCUUACGACAAUCAAUGGAAGGAUAUCUUGAUGCCUACAGUCCCCAUAGCUCGGUCACUCCUGCGGGCGUUUUCAUCAACCGGGUUGAGGACGUCGAGUUUGAAUGUGUACCAAAAUCCCUUAUGGAUCAAGUGCUCAACUUUUUGAAUGAUGUGAGGGAAGACCUUCGAAAUUCAAUGGCAAAGGAUGUUGUGACUAUUAAGAAUGAGAGUUUGAGAUCUGAUGGAGAUCAAGACCACAUGGCGAUACUGUCUAAUGCUAAUGAAAGAAAAUUGAGUACCCGGCUGCCUAAAGAUACCUCACUAGAUUUUCAGAAGAAGAUUACUCUGUCUAAACACGAGAAGCAAGACAUAAACGUUAAUUCUCACCAAGAAACUUACAAACAACUUCAGGAAAUAGAAAAGGACGAUAAGCUUCUUGCUCAGGUGCUGCAGUCUAGAACUCUAGGAAUGGAAAGAGAGAGAUCAAGCAGACAACAUCUUAUCCUUGUAGCAUCUCUGCUUGAUCGGAUACCUAACCUAGCUGGCCUUGCACGGACUUGUGAGGUAUUUAAAGCAUCAAGUUUGGCCAUUGCAGAUACGAACGUGUUACAUGACAAACAGUUCCAACUCAUCAGUGUGACUGCAGAGAAGUGGGUUCCUAUCAUCGAAGUCCCAGUGAAUAGUUUGAAGGUGUUCCUUCAGAAAAAGAAACGAGAAGGCUUCUCAAUUUUAGGACUAGAGCAGACUGCAAAUAGUAUACCUCUUGAUCAAUAUAUAUUUCCAAAAGACACAGUACUGGUUCUUGGGCGAGAGAAGGAAGGUAUACCAGUUGAUAUAAUACAUAUUCUGGAUGCUUGCCUUGAGAUUCCACAGUUGGGAGUUGUUAGAUCUCUCAAUGUUCAUGUCAGUGGUGCCAUUGCUCUUUGGGAGUAUACUAGACAGCAGAGAUCCCAGUAGCUUUUUUUUUCUUUUUUUCUUUCUGAACAUC